GUGGCGCGAGCACGUGCGGCGCGUCGAUAGGACUGGUAUCAACAGGAAGCGGGGGUUAGGGGGACAUGAGACGCAGGUGAAAAUGGCUCGGCAGUGGACGGUGAUGGCGGCGCUGGUGGCGCUCUGCGCUUUGCCGGCGACCUCCGGAUGGCUGCUGGAGGGCCUGGUGGCCUCCUGGGUGGUGCCAGAUGUGCAGGCUGGUGACAGGAACCGCGUGCAGCCCAAGAGGACGCAGCCACUCCAGCUGCCUGAGGAAAAGGAACAGGAGCCGAUGGAGUUUGUGCCACCACGGCCUCACCCGGCCACGGAGCCCCCGGAGCGGAAGCCCCACCGGACACCCCCGGGCGCCGACGACAAGGCCACGCCCACCGUGCGCGACAUCGAGGCCACGGCCCAGCUGUACCGCCUGCUGAAGGAUCGGAGACGCAGCGACAGGCAAUGCUUGGGCUGA
Messenger RNA from Pollicipes pollicipes, 451 nucleotides. RefSeq lists its product as uncharacterized. The transcript is spliced from 3 exons. The coding region runs from base 83 to 451 and encodes 122 amino acids. NCBI's taxonomy places the organism in Eukaryota, Metazoa, Arthropoda, Thecostraca, Pollicipedomorpha, Pollicipedidae. The record is from RefSeq and is a predicted model, not a curated record.